This is a messenger RNA of Lagopus muta (rock ptarmigan), 7810 nucleotides long. It is a transcript of the gene FAF1, whose product is annotated as Fas associated factor 1. NCBI's taxonomy places the organism in Eukaryota, Metazoa, Chordata, Aves, Galliformes, Phasianidae. Bases 196 to 2148 code for a protein of 650 amino acids. The transcript has 19 exons. Gene Ontology annotation, molecular function: ubiquitin binding; NF-kappaB binding. The record is from RefSeq and is a predicted model, not a curated record. Gene Ontology annotation, cellular component: endoplasmic reticulum; nucleus.
AGCGCUGCUCGGCCCCGGCUCCCGCCCGCCCCGCCGCCUCCCGGCCUUCCUCCUCCUCCUCCUCCUCCUCCUCCUCCUCCUCCUCCUGCUCUUCUCCGUCCGGGCCCGGCCCGCCGCCUCCAUGAGCCCGUAGCUCCCGCCGGCACAGCUCUCGCUGCGCGGGGCAGAGCGGAGCCGGGGCCGCCGCCGGCCGCCAUGGCGUCCAACAUGGACAGAGAGAUGAUCCUGGCCGACUUCCAGGCUUGUACUGGUAUAGAAAAUAUCGAUGAAGCUAUAACUUUGCUUGAACAAAAUAACUGGGAUUUAGUGGCAGCUAUAAAUGGUGUAAUACCACAAGAAAAUGGCAUUCUGCAAAGUGAGUACGGUGGAGAGACUUUACAAGGACCAGCAUAUGGCCCCACAAGUCAUUCUACAGCAGCUUCUUCAGCUUCUUCAUCUUCCUCAGCAUUUCGCCAUGUAGUGCCAUCUAGACAAAUAGUGGAAAGACAACCUCGAAUGCUUGACUUCAGGGUUGAAUACAGAGACAGAAAUGUGGAUGUAGUACUUGAGGACAGCUCUACAGUGGGAGAUAUCAAACAUAUUCUAGAAAAUGAACUUCAGAUUCCUGCAACUAAAAUGCUGUUAAAGGGGUGGAAGACUGGAGAUGUAGAUGAUAGUACUGUUUUAAAAACUCUACACUUGCCAAAAAAUAAUAGUCUUUAUGUUCUAACGCCUGACCUGCCUCCUCCUCCUUCAAGUCAUUCUGGAGCCCUGCAGGAGUCAUUAAAUCAAAACUUCAUGCUGAUCAUCACCCAUCGAGAAGUCCAGCGGGAGUACAACCUCAACUUCUCAGGAAGCAGUACCAUUCAGGAGGUAAAACGGAAUGUGUACGACCUAACCAGUAUCCCUGUCCGUCACCAGCAGUGGGAGGGCUGGCCUCCUUCUGCCACAGACGACUCAAUGACUCUAGCAGUGUCAGGAGUGAAUUUUCCUUGCCAUCGACUUACAGUUGGAAGAAGAUCUUCACCUGUACAAACAAGGGAACAGUCAGAGGAGCAGUGCACUGAUGUUCAUAUGGUUAGUGACAGUGAUGGAGAUGACUUUGAAGAUGCUACAGAGUUUGGAGUUGAUGAUGGAGAAAUGUUUGGGGUAGCAUCAUCUGCCUUGAGGAAGUCGCCAAUGAUGCCAGAAAAUGCUGAAAAUGAAGGAGAUGCCUUAUUACAAUUUACAGCAGAGUUUUCUUCAAGAUACGGCGAUUGCCAUCCUGUUUAUUUCAUUGGAUCAUUAGAGGCUGCUUUUCAAGAAGCCUUCUAUGGGAAAGCUAGAGAUAGAAAGCUUCUUGCUAUCUACCUCCACCAUGAUGAAAGCGUACUAACCAACGUCUUCUGCUCACAAAUGCUGUGUGCUGAAUCUAUUGUCUCAUAUCUGAGUCAGAACUUCAUUACCUGGGCGUGGGACAUGACAAAAGAAGCAAACAGGGCAAGGUUUCUGACAAUGUGCACAAGACACUUCGGGAGUGUUGUAGCCCAAACAAUUCGAACUCAGAAGACGGAUCAGUUUCCACUUUUCCUUAUUAUUAUGGGAAAACGAUCAUCUAAUGAAGUAUUGAAUGUAAUACAAGGUAACACGACAGUGGAUGAGCUGAUGAUGAGGCUGAUGGCUGCAAUGGAGAUCUUCAGUGCCCAGCAGCAGGAGGAUAUAAAGGAUGAGGAUGAACGUGAAGCCAGAGAAAAUGUGAAAAGGGAGCAGGAUGAGGCAUACCGCAUAUCGCUCGAGGCUGACAGAGCAAAGAGGGAAGCACAAGAGAGAGAAAUGGCAGAGCAGUUUCGUUUGGAACAGAUUCGGAAAGAACAGGAGGAAGAACGUGAGGCUAUCAGGCUUUCUCUUGAGCAGUCUUUGCCUCCAGAACCAAAAGAGGAAAGCACCGAGUCGGUCAGCAAGCUGCGCAUUCGGACGCCCAGCGGAGAAUUCUUUGAGCGGCGUUUCCUGGCCAGCAGCAAGCUGCAGGUUGUCUUUGAUUUUGUGGCUUCCAAGGGAUAUCCUUGGGAGGAAUACAAGCUUCUGGGCACCUUUCCGAGGAGAGAUGUGACCCAACUGGAUCCAAAUAAAUCUUUACUGGAGGUAAAACUGUACCCUCAAGAAACCCUUUUCUUAGAGGCAAAAGAAUAAUCAGACAAGAUUGUAGGACUAAUCAUCUUUCGACAAGCCAGAGGCACAGCAUCAAGAGGAACGCUUCAUCGACGCCAUCUUGUACUAUCAUCCAACUCAACUCAAUGUCACAACUUUGCCUCUUGCAGGAAUUUGAAAUAACAUAGCUACGUAAAGUUCCACGUACAUGAGUGUAUGUUCCAACCUCGUUUAAAUGAGCAGAGGAUGAAAUUCUGCUGUGAACACUGAACGUUAUGACUAUGUUGCUCACUUAUCAUCCAGCUUUUGUUAUAAUUAAUGCACUGUUAAAAUGUGAGUGAUUGUUAAGUAGAAUUUUUACUCCUCAAAUGCCCCUUUUUCACCAAGAAAUCUUGGACAUUUCUGCCUGUACUUUUGACACUAGAAUGCUGUAUAUUUGAUAUCUCGCUGAGCCAGUGCUCUCAUAUAUAUGCAUUUUAUCUCUGUGUUUGAAUUUCUACUUUGUCACCUAAUUUAAAAGGCAGAAAAAAAAAAUAACAGGACAUUCUCAGCCAUGGAAAUUUAACAGUAUUAUGGUAGAAGGCAUAUAAUUUUUGUUAGUACUUUCUGACUUCUUUGAUAAGAUGUAAGGUUUUGUUUGAAGAAUAUAGUUUGACAUAUAUGCGAGGUAUUUAUUUACUGGUUCUGCUUUGGGUCUCAGUUCUGAUUCAUUUAGGAAGUAUUUUCCAUUACAUUGCAGUGUGUGAAACUGCUUAUUGCAUGAUGUGAAUAUUUAAAUAACAUUAGAAAUGGCCAGGACCAGAAAGCUGGUAUCUUGCCAACGCUUCAGGAAUCAGCUGUUAUUGAAUAUCAGCUGUUAAAAACCUUUCAAAUACCAGAUACAAAAGUUCUUUAUUUCCCGUUGAGAAAGGAAUGGCAGUUCCCAUUUUGGCGGUUUUCCUUCAUUCUGGGCUUGUUUGUAUCCCAUUACUCUGUUGUUCUAAAGCACCUUGUUUGUUCCAUCAAACAAUGAGUUAUCUCAAGAAACGGUGUAGUAAGAAAUCUGCCUUACUAUUGCACACUUUGGACAUUUUAGCAGUAGAUUGCUGAUCCCAUCUCAAAUUGAAGAAAUCCGAGAUCCGUUGUCUGAAAUGUAUGCACCAGCUACCUGCUGUCUGAUGAGGAGAAAUCUGGUACUUUAAAUUCCUCAACCAUGGAACAAACAUACUCGGUCUAAAAUCAGAAAGUACACUUAAUGCCAAAUGUGCAUCAAAACAGCUUGGUUUGGGGGGGUUUUGUUUGUUUUUGUUUUGUUUUUAAAUCUGGACUUCCAGGAUAGUGCAACAUAGCACUGCAGAAUUGUCAUCUACUAACCAAACUUGUUUGGUAGUGCCUGGCACAUUGUUUUCCACGUGUUUCUAUGUAAUACACAGUGCUUAUCGUAGCAGGAGUUCUGUUUUGGAAAUUUCAUACUAAGCAAAGACCAACUGCAUACAUCUUCUAGUCUUUAGUCUUUUCUUUGGAAGGAUGGUGAUAUAAGAUUAUAUGUAUGCCUAUUAUUAGGGUGUUAGUGAAGCUCAUAUAUUGUUACCUUUACCAAAAAUAUAAAUUUUGGAGCAGGGGAAAGCCUUAUUCUACCUUUUGUAAUUCUGUAAUUAGUGAGUGCUACAUCAGACACUUUUAGAAAUGAAUUAUCUGUGACAAACAAAAGGUUUGGAAGUGUAAGUGAAUCUUAACCAUUUGCAGUUCACAAAUAAAAGAAUUCAUAGCCAAUAGAAAGAUAAAUGUAUGUGUAAUGGAAACCUGAAUGCAGAUGCUUCGUUCUCAACUUCUGUUUUCUUGGUAAAAGAUCCACCGUUUAUUAAAUAUGACAUUAGCAUAGGUUGCAAAUUGGGGUGGCGCUGUUUCUACAAACAAUCACAGUAACACAUACAGGAGGAUUUUAAAGUGAUGCAUAUCUUUUUUUCUUUUGUCUUCUUUCUGAGCUGCUGUUGAGGAAAGGAGUUGUUGAAAUAUUGCUGCAGAAGAAAAGCAACCUUUCAGCUAACUUGUUUCUGUUAACCUGUUCUGUUUAACUUCUGUUUGAUCUCAGCGGGCUGUUUUCUCUCGUUCAACUUUAUUUCUGUAUUUUGACUUUAUAUUCUUUACUUUGAUACUAGUUUUGUAAAUUUAUCAAAUGUGACUUGAAUAUUUGUUGAACGUGUUGAAGUCAGUGCUCCCAGGUUCUGUUAGGCCUUUUUUGUUCUAAGACAAGUUUUAGGGCUUUUUUUCCCCUCUUUUGUUCACAUUGAAAAAUACACUGUCGUUAUCAAAACAUUGUGGUGAGAAUUAACUGGAAGUGUUGAAAGUGGUGGUGUUACUGCCCUCUGGUACAUAGACCAGGAGCAGUAUAGAAGGUGCAUUCUGCCAAAACAAGUGUAUCACUCAAUUUAAAUAAAGCAUUUAUGAUUUUUGUCCUUAAAUACUGAUUUCAAAAAGCGGGCAUCUAGUCAUCUCUCUAAAUGACAUCCUCAGUGCGAGCCAUUUUCUGUGUAGAAACGUUAAUAUUCUCUGCCGUCAUUUUCUGCUCUCUUAAACCAUGGAAUUCACCUCAUGUGCUCUGCUGACAUGGUUAAUGCUCUCGUCGUUCUACAGACUAAUUUUCUAAUUCAGCAUUAACCUAAAACUGUAACGCUUUUAUUGCAGAAGUUAUCCCUGAUUCCACAUUUUCUAUCUCCAGGUUCCUCACAUUAGUGGAUCAUCAUCAAUGUGAUUAAUGCGUUAGUUUUAAGUCUAAAGGAAUGGCUGUUAAUGAAUGGAAUCCUGUACGAUGUGUUGGCUUUUGAUAUUGGCCUUCAGCGCAUGAUGGUGAAGCUGGGGCUGUCUUUGGCUUUUGAAGAAACUUCCUGCUGUAGACAUUGCUGUUCUAAAUUCCAUUAGAGAACGUGCAGAGCACAGGUGCUUGUCAUGUAUUCUCUGCAUGAGCACUCCUCAAUUUAGUGAGAGUGCCGAGGGAGUUUCUAAUGGAGCUACGCUGGGGGUCUGUUUAUUCUUUUUAAUGUAGCACAAAAGGACUUUGGCUUUCGUAAACUGUACGUACUCGGUAACGUUAGAAAUUUAAAAUAAAUUUUCAAUUACAGUACUAUUUCUACUAAAAACCAUAUGAUUUCACUCUUCCGUGUGUGGAGAAAAACGAAAUCAUUGUGACCCGGAUUCACAGAAGGACUGAAGCAUUUCCUUAUUGAGCCCUGUGGUCAGACUCCUUAAAUGAUUCAGAGUAAGACUGAGGUUCCCUAGAUGAGGUCCACGACAAAAAAUGAAUCAAACCAAAAACCCUUCAGAAUACAUGUGAAGAAUCGCUGCCAGGCAGAACCAGAAAAUGGUUACAUGGGCUGACAGAAAUGUGGAAGGUAGAGAUGUCCAAUGGACACUGCUAUGCAGUAGAGCUGGGGGUUCCUGCUCUGUGCCAGCCCAGGGUGCCUUGUGCCACUCGGGGUCCACAGCUCAGAGGCCUUCUGCCAAGACAAGCAUCGAGUCCUUUGUUCCAACGUCUGGCAGCACAAGGCACAUCUUUAUUUCAGUAGUGGUGGUUUUUCCAUCAGUCUCCCCUGAAGUUUUUAACUGAAUAGUACUUGACAUUGAAGUUUUCGCAGAUUGUGGCCAGCAUGGGUCUGGGGAGAAACAAGCCUGAAUCUUCAGUGUUUCAGAAGACUGCUGUAAGACCACUAUAGCACAGGCUGCUUCUAAUGUGUGAACUGACUCCCUGCUGUCAGAGCUGUUUGACUGCCGAACAAUGUAAUUAUUUAAGCUUGUUUAGAGGGAGCGUGCAAACAGGAGUCCGAUGUUUCAGGAGAGUGGCUGAGGUGCUUGCCUGGGAUGGGCUCUGCGGUCCUUUUCCAGAGACUGUUCACUGCAGUCCACUGCUUGGUGUGUGCAUAGCAGUACCAACAGAAAGCAGAAGAUGAAGCAGAGAGUGAAGAUGAGAGGAGCACAGAAUGUUGCUGCUCCUGCUCCUGUUUGCAAUACUCAUUUAUGUUGGGUUACACAGAUGUGGGCAUGAGCAAAAACUCAUGGAUACCCUUGCAGAAUUGGGGUUUGGUUCAACACCGUUCAUAAUUUUGAAGACCUCUGUUAUACCUUUGUAGUUCUCUCACCUUUAAAUUUGAGGAGCUCUGGGUUAAUGUGUCUGCUUCAUGUACAGGGUCAGGCUGGGUGGGGCUCUGAGCAACCUCAUCAAGCAGUAGAUGUCCCUGUUCAUUGCAGGGAGUUGGACUAGGUGACCUUUGAAGGUCCCUUCCAACUCAAAUGAUUCUAUGAUUCUCUAUUUGUAUGUUCUUGCCUUCCCUGUAUCAUUUCUAAUAUGUCCUACCCUGAGUGAAUAAAUUUCAUGCCAUCUUCCAGGACAGACAGGACUUGUAUCAGGAGCUUACGUGCUGUCCUAGUGACACUGGUGACAUCCUUUUAUUCCCAGUUCCUUCUCCAAUAAUUCCUUUUUCUAUUUGCCCCUGAUUACUACUACACUUUCUCACAUAAAUAUCCACAAAGAACCUACAAUGUCUGUCUUAGAUGUUAACAUCUGUUUUAGGAGUGACACCCAUCUGUAGAGUCAAGGCUAUUCAGACUUCCCCAAAUACACGAGCUUUACACAAGCAUGUUACACGAUUGCUGCAUAUCAAAAUACUUUUAGAAUGCCUUGCCAUUACCUUAAAUUUAGCAUUCACUCUUGAAUUUCAAGCAAAUAAAGCAAAUGGUAUAAAGAUUUUGCUAGCCGAAGUUUGUACCUUAGUCAGCGGUUUUCUCUGUGGAUUCUUUAUAUGUGUAAUAAGGGCUGAAGUUGUGCUGCAGCCUUCAUACAAUUCAGUUAAAAUGUCACUCAACUGCUAGUUACAAAAGUAGGCUUCAUUCGUUUUUGUACUGAAAAGAAAACUAUUGGUCAGCAAAAUCAGUAUUCUGUUCUUAUUAGCAAUGAAUUUUGUGUCCUGUUUUCCCAACUCCAUGCUGUGACAGCGUUCCACAGUUCAGUGCUAUUCAUUUUUGGUCCAGUCAUCUUGAGUGAGUCGGUAUCAUUCAUUAAUGCCUUCACCACACUGCCUAUUGUGUUUCCCAGAUGCUGUACGAGCACCUUAAAUAACACAGGUCCCUACAAAGAUCCCUGGGGACACUGCUGGUAACCCUUCUUGCUGUUAAACCCUGCUUUCUGCUUCCAGCUACCGCUCUCUUAUUUCUCUCAAGAAAAGAUGUUUCCACUGCAGUAAAUGUUACUGCAGACAACUAGCUCAUCUUUCCUGCAAUUGCCCUACUUUCAUUAAGUGCUCCUUUUACACCCUGAAAAUAUGUGAGUCCAAUUAUCUUUCUGGCAGGCUUCCUAUUUCUGAUAUUUUUAAUUAUCUUUUACACCUUUGGUGGUAGUUCCUCAAGGUCUGUAGGUUGUUUAGUUUUGCUUUGGUGUGUUCCAGAAGUUAAUGGUCAUGUUUCUUCCUUCUCCUCACAUGAGUCUGUCUUGCAGUUGCAUCCUUCCCUGUGCUGGCUUAUGUGGCUCAAUCACUGCAGCUUGGGGGAUGGGGAAGAGAAAGGGUGAGAUUCUGGAGUCCUUUACAAAUUAAUUAUAUAUGUAUUCUGAAGAUCUAGGACAGUAUCUUCAAAUACACUUAUUCUUUUAACUGUGACGAUUCGAUUUCCCUUUGGUAUCUUCCUCUUCAUGUAGUUUUCUUUGACUGAAAAAUUAAUUCUGGUGGUUUUCUUCUUU